AUGGCUCCAAGAACUAGUAGUUGGCCUGAAUGGAAUAAUUUAUCAAGUACGGACCGCAAUAUAAAGUCGGCCGACAGUUGGAUCGAAGCUCGCCAAAAGGAAGAUGGCGCUGACGGGUUGUGGAGAGUUUAUGAUGGACUGUAUGAUCUUAAACAAUGGAUACAUAAGCACCCUGGAGGACCGCAAUGGCUAGAAAUUACAAAAGGCACGGAUAUCACAGAAUUAUUUGAAACGUAUCAUUUAAAUCAGAAAGCCGCAAAGGAAGUGAUGGGUAAAUUUUACGUGUGUCGGGCGAAGACACCGAGGAACUCGCCUUUCACGUUCAAACCCGACGGAUUUUACAGCGUGUUGAAGUCUAGAGUUAAAAAGAAGUUAUCCGAAAUCAACCGUCGUGAAGUUUCCAUCAAAUCCAUACUGGUCAUCGAUACUUGGUUCUUCGCCACACUUAUCCUCUGCGCGGCAGUCGCACAAACUCAAAGCUCAGUUUUGGCCUUAUUUGCGGGCAUCAGUUUGGGGCUUGGAACCGUUGCAAGUCAUAAUUUCACUCACCUCAAGGACAAUUGGAGGAUGUAUUACAUGCAACUGAGCUUGUUCUCUGUGCGAGAAUGGAGAAUAUCACAUGUGAUCAGUCACCACGUUUACACCAACACAGUGCAAGACUUAGAGAUGACAUUGUUGCAUCCGUUUAUUCAUUGGUUUCCGACCGAUGACAAACCGCCUUUAGUUCGUUACACACCGUUUCUUACUCUCAUCGCCUACCCUCUCAUUGCACCGGGACAGUUCGUCAUCAGAACUUUCAAACGCAUGAAUGAUAAAGCCGAUCUUUUAAUGUUCGUCAUUCCGGUCAUAUUGAUGAUUUGUGGCCGCAUGCCCAUUGGUUUAGUCCUUAACAUGUGGCUGAUUAUGGUAAUGUCGAGUAGCUCUGUGUUUUUAUUCCUCGGAUUCAGUGUUUCUCAUCAUUUACCCAAUAACUUCCAUGAUGGAGACCACAUCAAGUAA
Molecule: messenger RNA, 999 nt
Organism: Macrosiphum euphorbiae (potato aphid)
Lineage: Eukaryota; Metazoa; Arthropoda; Insecta; Hemiptera; Aphididae
Source: the annotation of a GenBank genome assembly